This is a messenger RNA of Heteronotia binoei (common prickly gecko), 624 nucleotides long. RefSeq names its product heat shock protein family B (small) member 2 (gene HSPB2). The record is from RefSeq and is a predicted model, not a curated record. The transcript is spliced from 2 exons. Lineage: Eukaryota; Metazoa; Chordata; Lepidosauria; Squamata; Gekkonidae. Gene Ontology annotation, molecular function: protein folding chaperone; structural constituent of eye lens. Gene Ontology annotation, biological process: response to heat; protein refolding. The coding region runs from base 88 to 624 and encodes 178 amino acids.
GACGAAAACAUUGCAAAUCUGGCCGGGGCUUCUACUCAGAGAGAGUGAAACAGGUACAACCGAAAGGCCCACCGCCCGGCAGAGAGCAUGGCCGAGCGCACCGUGCCUCACGCUUACCCCAUGAGCGCAGAGUACGAGUUUGCCAACCCCAGUAAGAUCUAUGAUCAGAACUUUGGAGAAGGCAUCUCCCCUGGAGACAUCCAGGCUCCCGCUUUGUACCACGGCUAUUACAUCCGGCCUCGAAUUAACAAGCAACUGGACCGAGGGGUCUCGGAAGUCACCCUCAACGACCACAAAUUCCAGGUGUUCCUCGACGUCUGCCAUUUCACCCCUGAUGAGAUCGCCAUCCGCACGGUGGACAACCUCCUGGAGGUGACGGCUCAACACCCGCAGAAAGCCGACCGGCAUGGCUUCAUCUCCCGGGAGUUCACCAGGACCUACAUCCUCCCCUUGGAUGCUGACCCUUUGCUGGUCAAAGCCACGGUGACCCACGAUGGCAUCCUGACCAUAGAGGCUCCACGGACAGGGAAAGAAAGGAAAGCCAAGGUCAUGGAUGUGAAAAUCACGUGCCAAGAAGAGCCAGAGGGGCAAGGCGGGGACUCCAAGGAGAAAUCUCAGCCUUGA